Molecule: messenger RNA, 2592 nt
Organism: Hypanus sabinus (Atlantic stingray)
Lineage: Eukaryota; Metazoa; Chordata; Chondrichthyes; Myliobatiformes; Dasyatidae
Product: stAR-related lipid transfer protein 3-like
Exons: 14
Coding region: 166-1941 (591 amino acids)
Molecular function (GO): lipid binding
Source: RefSeq, a predicted model, not a curated record
UCGCUCUAUCCGGCACAGGGAGCGGUUCGAGUGGAUCCACUUCCGGGUGAGCCCGGAGCAGCUGGUUCCGGAUCGGCGGCGGCGGCGGCGGCGGAGGAAUGGAUCGGCGGGGCUGAGGAGACGGACACAGAGCCGACAGAAGUGAAGCAAAGCAGCAGGGAGCUCAUGGACCCGGUACAGAUUACAAAAGACCCGCUUGCCUCGUCCCCGCCGGUGGCAGGAGGCAAGAGCAUGGACCCGCUGGAGCAGAGCCUGCCAACCAUUGCGUCCAUCGACACCUCGUACUGGCGGUGCCAGGCCGGCCUGGGGGAGCAGUGGCCGGCCCCGGCACAGAGGAGGGCCAUCUCAGACGUGCGCCGGACCUUCUGCCUCUUCGUCACGUUUGACCUGCUGUUCGUGUCCCUGUUGUGGAUCCUGGAGCUGAACACAAAAGCUGGCAUUGAGAAAAACCUGAAGGAUGAGAUAAUCGAUUACAAUUUCAGGACUUCAUUUUUUGACAUUUUUUUACUGGCCGUCUUCCGCUUCCUGGUGUUGCUGCUGGCCUACGCCGUCCUCCGGCUCCGUCACUGGUGGGUCAUCGCGAUUACGACUUUAAUUACCUGCGGCUUUCUGAUUGUAAAAGUCAUCCUCUCGAUACAGGUAAGACGGCCUGCGUUUCUGGUUGUUCUGGUUUUUAUAACGGGGCGGGUUCGCGAGUCGCGGGCACGCUACGUGGUGACGCUCACGGGCUUCCCUCGGACCGUGUCGGUCGCUGAGGGCGAACGCCGCGCCCCGCUGCACGUUUUGAUGUUCACCCCUCCGAUCUCUUCGCUCCGGGGCUGGAACUGUCAGGCAGAGGGAGCCUCCCGCGCGUCCGGGCGGAUUUUGUGUGUUUUCCCACGGAGUCGGCCUCCUGUCCUUGAGAACGAGCAGCUCGAGCGAGGCUUUCCGGCACCAGGGGAUCAGGGGUUCAGUUUCCAGCCGCGGCCUUUCGGAACUUUGUCGCCUCUCCCCGUGACCGUGUGGGUUCCCUCCGGGGGCUCCGGUUUCCUCCCGAAGGGCAUGAGGGUUAGGGAUAAAGAUCCGAAGAACGAAGCCCUGACCCCAGCCUACGUCGUUCUCCGGGUCAGCGAGGGCACGGAGCCCUCCGAACCCUACGGCGGGGUUGCGGUCCCCUUGGUGGGCUUAGUGAGUCGCCGGCGCGCUACGUUGGCGCCACUUGCGGGCCGCCCCCCAGCACGUCCUCGGCCUGUGAUGGCCGUCGACGCAGGCGAUGAAUUUUGCUAUCCCCCAGCUGUGGGUAAACAGCCCCACUGCCCUGUGGGCAGCCUCGGGAGAGACGGAAGUCUGCGGGAGAGAACCCAGACGGCAAAUCCGGAGCGGAGCCCCAGUGGACGUCCUCCGGGCAGCUCCUGCGUCCGAGCUGGAAGUUUGAUCUCUUACCUGUGUGCCGACCUUAUUGUGUCCCCUGGUCAGGCGAUGCUGCAGUGCCCGGCGGAGUUCGUGUAUCAGGAAGUGAUUCUGCAACCGGAGAAGAUGGCGAUGUGGAACAGGACGGUGGCUGUAUGUCAGGUUCUGCAGCGCGUGGACGAUAACACCUUGAUCACCUACGAUGUUUCUGCCGGUGCCGCUGGAGGGGUCGUCUCCGCCAGGGACUUCGUGAACGUGCGUCGCAUUGAGAGGAAGGGGGAAAUGUACAUCUCCGCGGGCAUGUCAACCACUCAUGACUCCCGGCCCCCGCUGAAGAAGUACAUCAGAGGGGAGAACGGGCCAGGAGGUUUUGUGGUGAUCAAAUCUUUCCGGAACCCCAGCGUCUGCACCUUCAUUUGGAUACUGAACACAGAUUUGAAGGGCCGCCUACCGCGAUACCUGGUCCAGCAGAGUCUGUCGGCCACCAUGAUCGAGUUCAUGGCGCACCUGAGGCAGCGGGUGCGGGAGAUGAGCGAGGACGGACGCCAGUGACCGCGGCGUGUCUCCCCGGGAGGCGGGCGAUUGUCCUGGGACCAAACGACAGCCCGGGCCGAUGGGCCGAAGCCGUCUUUCACAGAGUGCCUGACCCGACGAAGCCCAAAAGCGAUUCUGCUCGUCGAUUUUUCGAAGUCUGAACGUAAAUGUGUUGUUCUGCUGUCUGUGCUGGCGGGAGGGGAGGGGGCUGGCUCUGGCCCUGGGUCCUCGUUUUAAACCGAUGGAUGCCUUGUGUGCUUUGUGCCCGCCUGGGCCCCGCAGUGCCCUACGUGUCUGUGAGCCGCUGCCGGGGUGGGGUGGGGGUGUGCAGUGCGGAGCAGAGGAGAGCUUCUGGGGGGUGGGGGUGCUGCUUCCAUGCGAACCAGGCCUCUUGGCCCAUCAACGCUACCCCCACCCGGCCGCGGUUGGUCUGACUGUCACCUCGGCACCGGAUUCCCCAUCUGCAGCCCGCCCGGCUCUCGCGUCACCGUCUGACCAGCUACCUCGGCGUCAGAGGGCCGGGAGGGGGAGAGCAACCCCGGGUGUCCCUCGUGCGGGGCCUGGGGAACGGAGGGGAGUCUGUGAGCAAGGCUCCCCUCCCUCACCCCCACUUUGUUGCCGACCCUGCGUGCCGGCUUUUGUGUGAAUUAAAAGCUGUUUUUAAAGAAG